GAGACGUCAACAUCCAGAUAUACUAUAGCUGAAAAAGGGACUUGCUACUUCAGUUUCAAAGAAGAUGGCUUGGUCCACUGUUGUGAAACUCUGCUUGAUCGUCGUUUUGUGCUUCACAGUCGUCGACUACGUCAACGCACAGGGACGUACUGGUAGCAGCAGCGGCAACAGCAAUUUGAAACUGAAGGAAGAAGUGGAGUUCCUCAAAGCGAACCUGAGCGCCCUAUGGGACAUUGUUUCAGCGCUGCAAACCCGAGCGGCCGAGGAACGCCAAGACGAAUCGGAAGAGCUUGUCGUCAGCUUGGGACUGAAAAGAAAAGAAGCAUGGGGUCCUAAUAUGAAAAACAUUUUCGAUUCACAGAUACGCGUACGACCACAAGACGAAACGAAGAGCUAUCCAGCCGUGUCGGCAGCCUAUUUGCUCUUCCGACGCAAAGACUACAGUACGUGGAGAAGGGUUAAAAAUACGGACGAACUUUACUUUUGGCAUCGAGGAACGACAUUAAUGUUACAUCUACUAAAGCCAGACGGUAGUGUCCAGCAAGUGAAAUUAGGAGACCCCAUUCAGGACCCAGACGCAAACCCGCAAAUAAUUAUCGCCGUUGGAUCGUGGGUAGCAGCAGAUCUAGAAGAUAAGCUUAGCUACUGCCUCAUCAGUGUUGUUCAAGCACCAGGGUUUGACGCGUCUAAAGCUGAAGUGGGUCAACCUGAAAUGUUGAUAUCACGUUACCCUCAGUCCGAGACGCUCAUCAACCGCUUGGCUCCACCCCGCCAACUGCCGGCGACAACAACCGAUGUGACCGAGGAUGAGUGAUGCCCUCCCCCCUCCUCCCUUCCGAUAUUCUGGUUUUAACUCGAAACUUUUUUGACCCUUUCCCCCCAGUGUUGUUAUUCCUCGUCCCUCCAUCAGCUAAUCCUUCUGCCAAUUUUAUGCGUGCCUAAUUGUAAUUGUAUUCUUUUUCGAGGAACAAUAAUUAAAAAAUUAGAUUGCA
Molecule: messenger RNA, 992 nt
Organism: Daphnia magna
Lineage: Eukaryota; Metazoa; Arthropoda; Branchiopoda; Diplostraca; Daphniidae
Exons: 5
Coding region: 65-814 (249 amino acids)
Cellular component (GO): intracellular anatomical structure
Source: RefSeq, a predicted model, not a curated record